Molecule: messenger RNA, 684 nt
Organism: Aspergillus viridinutans
Lineage: Eukaryota; Fungi; Ascomycota; Eurotiomycetes; Eurotiales; Aspergillaceae
Product: putative cytokinesis EF-hand protein Cdc4
Exons: 5
Coding region: 1-684 (227 amino acids)
Biological process (GO): mitotic actomyosin contractile ring assembly
Cellular component (GO): myosin II complex
Molecular function (GO): calcium ion binding
Source: RefSeq, a predicted model, not a curated record
AUGUCGCAUGUGGAUAGCCUCACGAGGAGAGCGGAAGUGAGACUGAAACUGCAUGCAAUUCCUCCUGUUGCUGCUUCCUCCCUUGCGUCGCGUCGUCUUCUGUUUAGUAUUUUCCCGUUGCGUUGCUGCCAUUCUCGGAUCGCCGCCUCUCCCCUCAUCUUCACGCCCUGCACCAACCAGUGGUUCUGGUUCCCGUUCUGGUUCCGAACAACUGAACUUCCCUCCGUCAUUUCAUUCUCCAUCCCCAGUUCCUCCUCCAUCAUCAUAGCCUCAACCAACUACAAGGAAGCGUUCUCGCUCUUCGACAAGCGCGGCACGGGAAAGGUAUCGCUCGAGUCGCUCGGUGACCUGCUGCGCGCAUGCGGCCAGAACCCUACCCUCGCGGAGAUUGCAGAUCUGGAGAAGAGUAUCGGCGGCGACUUUGACUUCGAAUCGUUCCUGAAGGUGCUGAACCGCCCUGGUGGAUUCCGCGAGCCCGGCGAGCCCGAGGAAUACUGUCGGGGAUUCCAGGUGUUUGAUAAGGAUAUGACCGGGUUUAUUGGGGUGGGGCAGUUGCGCUAUAUUCUCACGAAUCUGGGCGAGAAGAUGUCGGACGAGGAGGUCGAUGAGCUGCUGAAGGCGGUUGAUACCAGCUCCGGCGAGAUCAACUACACCGAACUCGUCCGCACGAUCCUGGCCAACUGA